UUCAGCGCAAUUGUCAGGUCACGUUGACGCGAUGUGAUGAUAUGAGCAACGACUCUGGUAUCAAUAUUGACACAAUUGAAGAACCAUCACAUAUAGAAGAUUUUGAAAGUUCAUACCAGGAGACAACGCAGGCAUCUAGAGCGACCAAUGCAACCAAAGUCCGCGAUAUCAACUUCAGCCAAAAGAGACGAAGCAAAAGCCAGAAAAAUACUUCAGAAUUAGAAAUGGUGUUGUAAGUAUGGAUUUUUUUUUAGAAUACUCUAUUUUAUGCAACUAUAUCUAAAUACUUUUUUUUUGUCCAGGACUCCUGCUCAAAUGAGUCGUCUACUGAUCAAAAUGGAUCAGCGAAGUAAGCGAACAGAAAAAAUGGUGAUAGAGAUUAAAAAUAAUCGUGCUGCUGGAGUCUUUUCUCCUUCCGGACUUCAAUUAUUGAAGGACAAGCUUCCCACAAUGCCUUUCGACGAUUGGAGUGAACUGGUGAAAUUUGAGGAUAGCAUAGCUAGCGAUGAUGGGGCUUCUAUAAAAAACGAUUUGUUGGCAUUCCUACAAAUGGUACCUGGUACUUCAGUAUAUCAAACUGCCAAAAACAUGAUGGCUACUCUGAUAUCCAUACCGCUAUCCCAGCUAUGUACUUUUAAAGGAACAUCUGUUAUUCGUGACAAAGGAAUAAAGAAAAACAAAUUUUCUCAAUCUUGCCCAACUAUCUUGGCUUGCAUUAGUGCUGCCUGUUUAUCCCGACAUCACGAUAAAUACGACCCUAAUCAAUUCAAAACGUCUUUACAAAAGUUUUUUAUUGAAUCUGGAGAUAAAAAUGGGGGCACAGAGAAAAGAAAGAGAAAAAUCAACGAAAAAAAAUUAGAAUGACAGAUUAAACAAAAAAAUCUCUCAAAAAAUUCAGCAAGUGACAUCUUUGAAUCGUCGGAGGAAGACGUGGAAUCAUCUGGAAAUGAAGCAGCCAAUUUCAGAAAAAACAAAAAAAAACAAUUUUGAUUGUAUUAGUUCGUUCUUUAGUUCAGGUUCAUCAGAUUCAGAUAAUUGAUUUCUAUGUCC
Messenger RNA from Daphnia pulex (common water flea), 1050 nucleotides. RefSeq lists its product as uncharacterized. Lineage: Eukaryota; Metazoa; Arthropoda; Branchiopoda; Diplostraca; Daphniidae. The transcript is spliced from 3 exons. The record is from RefSeq and is a predicted model, not a curated record. Bases 268 to 864 code for a protein of 198 amino acids.